AUGACUCGUCAUAGCAAGAACAAUACUUCGAAUCCCAUCUUCACGUAUCAUGAGCGUCAGAAUGUUCGUGAUUUCAAUCCGCUUCGUCAACGCCUUGGAGCAGAUUCCAUGCGUAAAUGUGAACAAUGUUGGUUAUGUCUGUCUACUGCCGUGAAGCCCGUUUGCACUCCUGCUGGUUAUGUGUUUUGCAAGGAAUGCAUCCUGAAGUGCUGUGCACGUCAACUUGACGAGCAGAAGAAAGAGAUCGAGCAGUGGAAAUGUCACUUAGCUGAUAGUGAGUUACGUAAAGCUGAAGAGCGUGAGUUAUCACGUGAAUGUAAGAAACGUCAUUUGAUUGAAAAUGGUGUCUUUGGGAUAAGUUCUGUUCGGGGUAGCAAGUCGAGGGCAGUGGAUUUAUCUACUGAUAGUUGUAGUAGUAUUUCUGCACUCUCAGACAGUAACUUUUGGGUAGCUGGUGCCCCGGAAAGGCGCCCUGGUGACAAAAGUGUUGAUAAAGCGUCAUCGCAUUGUUCCAGGCCCAAAAAAGGCUUGAAGUGCCCUAUCUCUGGUAAGCCGCUGAGAGUCAAGGAUCUGGUGGACAUAAACCCAGAUAUUGAUAGAGAUUCUGAAAACGGUGUUUCAUGGCUGUGUUCAGUUUCACAUCAGCCUAUUUUGCACCACAAUGUACUACUUGACCGCACUACUGGGAAGCUGAUACUUCGUCGUUACGUGCAAGUGUACGACCCUGGUGUGGAUGGUCAAUUUAUAGCCUUAAUACCUGGUGGAACAGGUUUUGCUGCACAUAACGGUGUGCUAGCUAAUAAAUAUAGGCCAUCUAUGUUGUAA
Messenger RNA from Babesia sp. Xinjiang, 825 nucleotides. RefSeq names its product Nitric oxide synthase-interacting -like protein. The transcript has a single exon. Gene Ontology annotation, molecular function: ubiquitin protein ligase activity. The record is from RefSeq and is a predicted model, not a curated record. Gene Ontology annotation, cellular component: nucleus. Lineage: Eukaryota; Apicomplexa; Aconoidasida; Piroplasmida; Babesiidae. Bases 1 to 825 code for a protein of 274 amino acids.